UGUUUCAUCGAUUUUUCCGUUUAGGUGGAUCAAGUUAAUCAUCAUCAUGGUAAUAAUAACAUUUAGAUAAAUAAUAAUGAUGAAAAUAAUUGAGAAUUGAAUAUUGUUCAGUAAAAUUCAGUACAUUAACCAUGAAAUUACAUAGACAUUGGAAAGGCGAACCCAUUUAACCAUCAACACAAUUUCACAUUCAUUUUCCUUAUGUUGGUUAAUCUGUUGGUAAAUUGUCACCAAAUUAAUGUUUGUUAAUCAGGUGAAAUCAAUUAAAUCCUUGUUACAAUUGAUAUCGAUCUAGUUGAUUGUGUUUUUGAUUCAUCAUUAUCAUGAUUUCUUAUCAAUCUCAUCAAAUAUUCAGCUGACAAUUAGUUUACAUUCAUUUACAAUCAAAUUAUGAUCAAAGAACCAGUUUUCAUGAUUAAAUUAACUUGAUCAUUAACUUGAUCGGGAAAAUUUUACUUUGAGCAACGUUCAGUUCACUGAAAUUUUAUUCAACAAUCAACGUUCAACGAAUCAACAACAAUCAGAGUUAAUUUUUGUGCAUCUUUUCCAAGUGAAUUAAUUGUAUUCAGAGUGUUUUCGAAUCACAAUUAAUUAAGCAAAAUGGAGAUUACAAGUGAAGAGAUGGAAUCAAUUGUAACAAUUAGAAAUCGGAUUAUGGAGGAAUCAUUGACCGAUACCGAAGCGUUUGACCAAUGUGACCUCAAGCGUAUUGGUGACGAUUUAUAUGUGAAAAGAUUUCUCGAUGAACGAUAUGGGAAAGUUAAAGACGCGAUUAAAAUGUUAUCGGAUUGUCUUCGUUGGCGAAAAUCGUUUGGUGUAAAUACGAUGAAAAGUUCUGAUUUUCCGAAGGAAAUUUUUCGAGUUGGUGAAUUACACGAAUUUUAUAAGGAUAAAAAUAAUAUAACAACUUUAUAUUUGCGAAUCGAGAGACAUCGAGCUCUUUCGGGCUGGAUGCCGAUGAUUAAGCGAUACAUCGUCUUCAUGAUUGAACGUGCAGAGAAACAGGCAGCACGUAAUGGCCAUGGAAUCGGUCUAGUAGUUGAUGCUCGUCGAGGAAGCAUUUCAAAUGUGGAAAUUGAAUUGGACUUUUUUGCCGUUAAGACGAUUCUCAACUAUUAUCCCGGUUCUCUUCAAUAUCUCGCCGUCUACGAGAUCCCAUGGCUUCUAAUGGCCAUUCUCAAACUGGUCAAGUCUUGGUUUCCAGCUCAGUAUCAGAAUAAAUUUCAUUUCCUCAACCCAAACAAUAUCGACAAUUUCUUAGGACUGGACAAUGUUCCCGAUUACAUGGGUGGUACCAGGCCGAUGUUGUGGCCUGAGGAAGUUUUCACUUCACCUUCGACGGAAGAGUUAGAGGCCAAGGGUGACCUUCCCAAAGGGUCAACCAAUUUAGUUAGAACUUGUUAUGCUUCAGCCUUACAAGAUUUCCAGGAUUGUCCAGAUAAGCAAAUUUUGAAAACAAUUAACUUUGAUCAAGAUCAUCUCGAUAAAGUUGAUCAAGUUAAUCCGAUUGUUGGUGAAACAAUUGUCGAUAUUGUUACAAAUAAUCAACAGAUUACCAGUGGAGCCAACGGAGAGAUCAUGGUUUCUUCAUAACUCUCAUUCUUGAUUGACUCUAUUGAUUAACUUAAUCACUUAAUUACUAAUCUUAAUCAUUUACUUUACUAUUAUAAUCCAAUUUGUAAUAGUUACUUUUAUAUAUUAACUAUUUCAAACAAAAA
Messenger RNA from Panonychus citri (citrus red mite), 1718 nucleotides. RefSeq names its product motile sperm domain-containing protein 2-like. The record is from RefSeq and is a predicted model, not a curated record. The coding region runs from base 601 to 1593 and encodes 330 amino acids. The transcript is spliced from 2 exons. NCBI's taxonomy places the organism in Eukaryota, Metazoa, Arthropoda, Arachnida, Trombidiformes, Tetranychidae.